AUGUGCUGUGUGCGGUGCCUGCCAGCUGCGAAACCCAUCCGAAAUCUCUUCCUUCUUCCUCCUCUCCUCUUCUCCAUCUCUGGACUUUUCUCAACGCAGAUUUCCCUCUCUUUCACGACGAUGAUUAAACUUUUUAAAGUGAAGGAGAAGCAGAGAGAACAAGCAGAGAAUGCAAGCGGAGGACCACCUGUUAAGAAGCAAUCAGCUGGGGAGUUGCGUCUUCACAAAGACAUAAGUGAGUUGAAUCUGCCAACAUCUUGUACCAUACGAUUUCCCAAUGGCAAAGAUGACCUGAUGAACUUUGAAGUUUCAAUCCAACCUGAUGAAGGAUAUUACAUGGGUGGCACAUUUUUGUUUACUUUCCAAGUGUCUCCCAUCUAUCCACACGAAGCACCAAAGGUUAAGUGCAAGACGAAGGUCUACCAUCCAAAUAUAGACUUGGAAGGAAAUGUUUGCCUCAACAUCCUACGAGAAGAUUGGAAACCUGUCCUCAAUAUAAAUACUGUCAUCUAUGGAUUAUAUCAUCUCUUCACGGAACCAAAUUAUGAGGAUCCGCUUAAUCAUGAAGCUGCUGCGGUCUUGAGAGAGAAUCCGAAGCUGUUUGAGUCUAAUGUGAAGAGAGCUAUGGCUGGUGGGUAUGUGGGGCAAACUUCUUUCACUCGCUAUGCGAUGGGAAAGGUAUCGAUUCUUUGUUGGGAUCCUUCCUUUCUUCAAACGGAACGAACAUAUAUAGAAUUGGAGCGAUUCCUUAAAAUCCUUUCUGGAUAUUUCUUAAUGUGCCGACUAUUCAUGGAACGUGAGAAGCAGAUGAAUAAUCAUCUGCUUCUAGAAGAAAUCAAAGAAUUUCUUGGAAAUUCUGCAAGAGCCACUCGUUCUUUUUUCUCUGACAAAUGGUCAGAACUUCAUCUGGUUUUCUUCAUGUGGUUCAUUGAACCUGUGUGGAAAGAACAGAAAAAAGGAACUUUAACCAUAACAGGUGGGAAAGCUGAGUCGUAA
Messenger RNA from Sphenostylis stenocarpa, 996 nucleotides. The record is from the annotation of a GenBank genome assembly. NCBI's taxonomy places the organism in Eukaryota, Viridiplantae, Streptophyta, Magnoliopsida, Fabales, Fabaceae.